Molecule: messenger RNA, 1717 nt
Organism: Ictalurus punctatus (channel catfish)
Lineage: Eukaryota; Metazoa; Chordata; Actinopteri; Siluriformes; Ictaluridae
Product: chromaffin granule amine transporter
Exons: 16
Coding region: 120-1679 (519 amino acids)
Biological process (GO): aminergic neurotransmitter loading into synaptic vesicle; transmembrane transport; xenobiotic transport
Cellular component (GO): synaptic vesicle membrane; terminal bouton
Molecular function (GO): xenobiotic transmembrane transporter activity; serotonin:sodium:chloride symporter activity
Source: RefSeq, a predicted model, not a curated record
UAUAGGGUCCACCAGUUGACCUGGCAAAUAGCUCACCUGUCCUGGACGUGCACACACACACACACACACACACACACACACAGUGAGAGGCAAUGCAACUGAAGUGACCAGGUCUGGCGAUGACUGUGUUGAAUCCUAUGGAGUGGAUCAGGAAGAGCAGGGGCUCACGGCGCCUCGUGCUGGUGGUGGUGUGUGUGGCUCUGCUGCUGGAUAACAUGUUGCUGACUGUCGUGGUUCCCAUCAUCCCUACCUUCCUGUAUGCCAUGGAGCAUCAACCGGUUGAACUUUCCUCCUCCUCCUCCUUCUCCUCUCUGUCUCCUCCUACCAUGAACCACUCCACCUUCUCUUCCAUCUUCUCUCUCUAUGAUAACGUGACCUACACCAAGACCACCACCAACACUGUGACCCAGGAUAACUUCAGUGACUCAACGGUUACCCCAAUCUCCAACGGGAGUGCCAGCAUCUCUGACUCAGGCGACUGUAAGGACGACAAGAAGUUUCUGGAGGCCGAGAACGUGAGAGUCGGCCUCUUGUUUGCAUCUAAAGCUAUAGUGCAGCUUCUGGUCAACCCGUUCGUGGGUCCGCUGACCAACAGGAUCGGUUACCAUAUACCCAUGUUCGCUGGGUUCGUCAUCAUGUUUGUCUCCACGAUAAUGUUUGCUUUCUCAGAGACGUACGCCUUGCUGUUUUUCGCUCGUUCCCUCCAGGGCAUCGGCUCCUCCUUCUCCUCUGUUGCAGGACUGGGCAUGCUGGCCAGUGUGUACACUGAUGAUAAUGAGAGAGGGAUUGCCAUGGGGAUAGCACUAGGAGGACUCGCCAUGGGUGUGCUCAUUGGCGCCCCUUUCGGCAGUGUCAUGUACGAGUUUGUGGGUAAAAGCUCUCCGUUCCUCAUCCUGGCCUUCCUUGCUCUGUUUGAUGGAGCACUCCAGCUUUGUAUCCUGCAGCCUUCUAAGAUAUCUCCCGGGAGUGUUGCAGGUACACCACUGCUAACUCUGCUGAAGGACCCUUACAUACUCAUCAGCGCAGGAUCUUUGUGCUUUGCCAACAUGGGCGUAGCCAUUUUGGAACCCACUCUCCCUAUAUGGAUGAUGCAGACCAUGUGUUCACCAAAAUGGCAGCUUGGGGUGGCUUUUCUACCAGCUAGCGUGUCUUACUUAAUUGGAACCAACCUGUUUGGUCUGCUGGCCAACAAAAUGGGCAGGUGGCUGUGCUCCAUGAUCGGCAUGGUCGUUGUUGGCAUCAGCCUCCUUUGCGUUCCUUUGGCCAAAAACAUCUACGGCCUUAUUGGCCCUAACGGAGGACUAGGAUUCGCUAUUGGAAUGGUUGAUUCGUCCAUGAUGGCUAUAAUGGGAUACCUGGUGGAUAUCAGACAUGCCUCUGUGUAUGGCAGCGUGUACGCCAUAGCAGAUGUGGCACUUUGUAUGGGGUUCGCUAUAGGUCCAUCUACAGGGGGCGCUAUAGUACAAGUGAUCGGCUUCCCGUAUCUGAUGGUGCUCAUCGGGGUGGUCAAUAUUCUUUAUGCACCCCUGUGCUUCUUUCUGAAAAACCCUGCUGCUCGGGAGGAGAAGAUGGCGAUUCUAAACCAGGAGUGUCCCAUGCACGUGAAGAGCUACAGCACGGAGCGUCAGUGCAGAGAGUUCCCCCUGAGUGACGAGAGUGACGCCGACCCCGAGGACUAACACACACACACCGUAAAGAAAUAAAACACUCGGGGGGG